Molecule: messenger RNA, 2568 nt
Organism: Xyrauchen texanus (razorback sucker)
Lineage: Eukaryota; Metazoa; Chordata; Actinopteri; Cypriniformes; Catostomidae
Product: DNA repair and recombination protein RAD54-like
Exons: 18
Coding region: 255-2471 (738 amino acids)
Biological process (GO): reciprocal meiotic recombination; double-strand break repair via synthesis-dependent strand annealing
Cellular component (GO): nucleus
Molecular function (GO): DNA translocase activity; ATP binding; ATP-dependent chromatin remodeler activity
Source: RefSeq, a predicted model, not a curated record
UUAAGGUACGCUGCUAGUGUUUCAUAAUUGCAGCUUUGUUUUCAUUUGUAACGAAAAAAUACAAUUAUGUGUUAAAUUAAAGAACUGUGUAUCGUUUGAAACGACAGUUUUGAUUUUUUAAUUUCGUGAUACCGAGGACUGUAGCGCGUGGAUGGACAUAAGAAGAUAAAAGAAGAUUUGACAGAGAGAUUAGCAAAUGCACAUUCAUUCAUUUUUGUUUAUUUAUUUAAAUCAGAUUAAUUUCCUGAUUCAGAAUGAGGAGAAGUCUAGCACCCAGUCAGAUGGCCAAAAGGAAACAAGGAGAAGAUUCAGAUGAUGAUGAAGACUGGGACCAGAACAUUGCAUCAGACAGCAAGAGAGACUGUCGAGAAAACUACAUCUCUCCUUACAGGAAACCCCUGACACAACUCACCAACAGGCCUGUGUGUGUGGAUGGCAACGAACAUGAAGCCUUCAUCCGCAAGAUCUUAUCAAAGCCAUUCAAGAUUCCCAUCCUAAAUUAUACAGGCUCAUUGGGUCUGCGGGCUCUGGGAUUGAGGCGGGCUGGUGUGAGGAAAGCCCUUCAUGACCCAUUUGAAGAUGGAGCUCUGGUUCUGUACGAACCGCCUGCUAUCAGUGCUCAUGACCUCAUCAAAGCAGACAAGGAGAAGUUACCAGUGCAUGUGGUUGUGGAUCCAGUACUGAGUAAAGUGCUUCGCCCCCAUCAGAGAGAGGGUGUAAAGUUCCUGUGGGACUGUGUGACAGGCAGGCGGAUCCCUAACUCAUACGGCUGUAUUAUGGCGGAUGAGAUGGGACUGGGAAAGACCCUGCAGUGCAUCACUCUUAUGUGGACUUUACUGAAACAGAGUCCUGAUUUCAAACCUGAGAUCGACAAGGUCAUCGUGGUGUCUCCCUCCAGCCUCGUGCGGAACUGGUACAAUGAAGUGGGCAAGUGGCUCGGUGGACGGGUACAUCCUGUUGCUAUCGACGGCGGCUCCAAGGAUGAAAUAGACCGUAAACUUGAAAACUUCAUCUCCCAACACGGCUUGAGGGUGCCGACUCCAAUCCUGAUCAUAUCCUAUGAAACGUUCCGUCUGCACGCUGAAGUCCUGCACAAAGGCAAAGUCGGACUGGUUAUUUGUGACGAGGGUCACAGGCUGAAAAACUCAGACAAUCAGACGUAUCAGGCGCUGAAUUCUAUGAAUGCUCAGAGAAGAGUGCUGAUAUCUGGGACUCCCAUACAGAACGAUUUACUGGAGUAUUUCAGUCUGGUGCACUUUGUCAAUUCUGGUAUUCUCGGCACAGCUCAGGAGUUUAAGAAACGGUUUGAGAUUCCAAUCCUUAAAGGUCGUGAUGCUGACGCCAGCGAUAAAGGCCGAGCUGCGGGAGAGGAGAAACUUCGAGAACUCAUCAGCAUUGUUAACAGGUGUUUGAUUCGGCGAACGUCAGACAUUCUUUCCAAGUAUCUACCUGUGAAGAUUGAACAAGUUGUCUGCUGCCGAUUGACUCCUCUGCAGAAAGAGUUGUAUAAGUUAUUCCUGAAACAGGCCAAACCUGUUGAGAGUCUGAACACUGGAAAUAUCAGUGUGUCCUCUCUGUCCUCCAUCACAUCACUGAAGAAACUCUGCAACCAUCCUGCUUUGAUUUAUGAGAAGUGUUUGGCAGGAGAGGAGGGUUUUGAUGGAGCAGUGGAUCUCUUCCCCCAAAAUUAUUCAACUAAAGCAGUGGAACCACAACUCUCUGGGAAAAUGCUGGUACUGGACUAUAUCCUAGCGAUGACCAGGAGCACAACAAGUGACAAAGUGGUUCUGGUCUCUAACUACACACAGACUUUAGAUCUUUUUGAAAAGCUGUGUCGGACUCGGAGAUACCUUUACGUGAGACUCGAUGGAACUAUGUCCAUCAAGAAGAGAGCCAAGAUUGUGGAGAGAUUCAACAGCCCCUCUAAUCCAGAGUUCAUAUUCAUGCUCAGUAGUAAGGCUGGAGGUUGUGGCCUUAAUCUGAUUGGUGCAAAUCGUUUGGUGAUGUUUGACCCCGACUGGAAUCCAGCCAAUGACGAGCAGGCGAUGGCCAGAGUGUGGCGAGAUGGACAGAUGAAAACCUGCUACAUCUACAGACUGCUGUCGACAGGGACCAUUGAGGAAAAGAUCUUGCAGAGACAGGCUCAUAAGAAAGCCUUGAGCAGCUGUGUUGUAGAUGAGGAACAGGACGUGGAAAGACAUUUCUCUCUCGGAGAGCUACGAGAGCUUUUCUCACUCAAUGAGGAUACAAUCAGCGACACACACGACAGGUUCCGCUGCAGGCGCUGUGUAAACGGUCGACAGGUGCGUCUUCCUCCAGAAGACUCCGACUGCACCAGCGAUCUGUCCAACUGGCAGCACUGUUCAGAUAAGAGAGGACUGAGAGACCCUAUGCUGCAGGCAUCCUGGGACGCGGCCGUCACGUUUGUCUUUCACCAGCGGUCACACGAGGACCAGAAAGGAGUCAUCUGAGCGUCUGAUCUCGGAGCAGUUGGAGUGUUUGUUUGUGUUAUAUUUAUUUUGUCAUUUUUAUAACAAAUGUAUCUAUUCCUAUCAGCGUCAUUAAAAA